GUGAGUUCAAAUGAGUUUUAUAGAAACUGGUGCUAGGAUGGUCUGAUUUCCAAAUCUCAAGUGGGUGCAUCAACGAUUUGUUCCAUAUGCUCAGCGCAACAAGUCCAACAACCUGUGCAUUUAUGUGUAAGGAAAACGAAGACUGUCUCUCCGCACAUUUCUCAGAUGACUCAAGUAUAUGCAGAUUAUACAACAGAUAUCUUGAUACAGUGGUAAACUCUACAAAUACUUACAACGAGACAGGUUCUGUGUAUAUUGAGAUACCAAUGUCAGAUCGAAACUUAACGUGUGGAAGGAUCAUGCGUGAAGCGAAAAUCACAAUCAACCUCUCCACGAAUGACACGAUUCCAGACGGAUGGCGUCUUUGCUACAUAGAUGGCCGUGAUACCAACUAUUACUUUUCCGACUGCCGCGAUUUAUUCGAUGGUUUUCCAGGGAUCGGAGGAAAUGGAGGAGCAAAUGAGCUUCUGGAUGCGGGUGGAAAUUUUGGCUGUUGGCGGGGAGUUACACCAGAGUGGGGAAUGGAGCCAGCACAUGGCCAUUGGCAGGACGCAAUACCAGACUGCUGCAGUGCAGGGAGUCAACACUACAAUUCGAUGGUACCUUCAUUUACGUGCAAUCCAUGGCAAUGCAAUUAUUAUGCUGUGUGUGUGAGGUUACCUUAGGUGAAAAAACAAUACAAAUUGACUGAAAAAUAUCUUUGGGAAAAAAGCAAUACAAUUUGACUGAAAAAUACCUUUGGUGAAAAAGCAAUACAAUCAAUAUGACUGAAAAUACCCUCAAAUCCUGGGUCAAAAAGCAAUACAAUUUGACUGAAGAUGCCCUGGGUGAAAACAAUACAAAUUCACUGAAAAAUACCCUGGGUGA
This is a messenger RNA of Owenia fusiformis, 867 nucleotides long. NCBI's taxonomy places the organism in Eukaryota, Metazoa, Annelida, Polychaeta, Sabellida, Oweniidae. The record is from the annotation of a GenBank genome assembly.